This is a messenger RNA of Cooperia oncophora, 603 nucleotides long. Lineage: Eukaryota; Metazoa; Nematoda; Chromadorea; Rhabditida; Trichostrongylidae. The record is from the annotation of a GenBank genome assembly.
AUGGUGUCUAACAAGGCAUUAAAAGUGAAAUGCGGAACUCAUUGGCAGGCCAUCGAAUUGUUUUUGUGGUCCGCAGGAACUUAUCUUUUAUUCAAUGGUACAGUGAAGGAGAACAUAUCGUUGGGUCGAGAAGGAGUUGAUGACGAGAAAGUCAAAGAAGCUGCCGAUAUGGCAAAUGUUACUGAGUUUGUGAAAAAUCUGGACGAGGGUUUCGACACCUACUUGGGUGCCGGUGGCGUGACUCUGUCCGGUGGUCAGAAGCAGCGAAUCGCGAUUGCUAGAGCCAUUGCUACUGAUCCACGAAUUCUUCUCUUGGACGAAGCAACCAGUGCUCUUGAUGCAAACAGUGAAAAAAUUGUACAGAUGACUCUGAAAGAAGCAGCGAAAGGACGAACUACUAUAAUUAUUGCUCACCGUUUGAGCACGAUUCGGGAGGUGAAAAGAAUAUAUGUCAUGGAGAAGGGAAAAGUCGUUGAGACAGGCUCUCACGACGAGUUGAUGGAGAAAGGCGGAUUAUAUACAAGGCUAGCUGCAGCUCAGCAGUUCCAAGAUAGGCAGUCAGAUCAGUUGGAAAGGGCACCACCUAGGAAGCAGUCUUUGUGA